GCUGUCAUGGCAAAAAGGUUGGAUUCGAACUCUACCCAAGCGAUUCUCUCGGGAUAUGAGAUUCCUGUACUCGGUUAUGGGCUUUACCAAGUACCGGGCGCGCUCGCUGAAGCCCUGACUGGGCAGGCUUUAAAGGCCGGAUACCGCCAUAUCGAUUCUGCCGCAGUAUAUGAAAAUGAGAAGGAAUGUGUAAGCGCUGUACGGGCCGCUGGAUUGAAGCGGUCAGAUGUCUUCUUGACCACCAAAAUCUCCCCGCAAGCUUUCGGAUACGACGCUGCCAGACAGUCUAUUGAUGAAAGCUUGGAGCAAGCACAAACGGAAUAUUUCGACUUGAUCCUUAUCCAUGCCCCUUUUGGGGGUAAGGAUGGCCGAUUAGGCUCAUGGAGAGCACUAGUGGAGGCGCAAAAAGCGGGAAAAGCUCGCUCGAUCGGUGUUUCUAACUUUGGUAUCCACCACCUCGAAGAGUUGGAAGAGUACAUUCAGAAUGGGGGAGAAGGACGAAUUGAAGUCGGUCAGUAUGAGCUACAUCCUUGGCUUGGACGAGCGGAGCUUGUACACUGGCUACAAAGUCGCGGCGCGGUUAUUGAAGCAUAUUCCCCUCUUGUAAGAGGAACUCGCAUGAAUGAGCCCGUUUUGGGGAAGUUGAGCAAGAAACAUCAGAAGAACCCAGCCCAGAUUCUUCUUCGCUGGAGUAUUCAAAAGGUGAGCAAAUCGUGUCCUGGCUUAAAUCUUAAAGCUGGCGUUCUGAUCAUGAAAUCCACGCAGGGGUUUGUUGAACUUCCUAAGUCUGCUACUACGGAGCGAAUUCAAGAGAACAUAAAUGUUUUCGAUUUUGAGUUGGAUGAGGAGGACAUGAGACUCCUGCACACUGAUGAUUACUCCCCCUCUACGUGGGAUCCUACAGUUCAACGGGACUAA
Molecule: messenger RNA, 918 nt
Organism: Penicillium brevicompactum
Lineage: Eukaryota; Fungi; Ascomycota; Eurotiomycetes; Eurotiales; Aspergillaceae
Product: aldo/keto reductase
Exons: 5
Molecular function (GO): oxidoreductase activity
Source: RefSeq, a predicted model, not a curated record